AUGGCCAACGUUGGGCCUUACAGUAAUCAGUGUGCGGCCCCAUUCAAUGCAUGGCAUGAACAAGGAUGCACGAAAGUGAAUGGGACCAAGACCAAGUAUCAAAUCCAGGUGGGAAUGCCUCCAAUGGCUCCACCCGAAGUGAAAAAACUGUUUGUACUCCAACUGCAUGCCUUAAAUCACCUCAAAAACGCAUCCGGACUCGGUCACCAUUGUGAAGAGGACAUGGUGGAAGUUCAUGGAAACAAAUACAGCUGGACUUAUAUCGACAAUCGCAACUCCCCUUACUUGCGAAUAGUGCACCCAAUGUUCAUGGAGAGCUGA
Cantharellus anzutake is the source of this 321-nucleotide messenger RNA. RefSeq lists its product as uncharacterized. The transcript has 3 exons. Lineage: Eukaryota; Fungi; Basidiomycota; Agaricomycetes; Cantharellales; Hydnaceae. The coding region runs from base 1 to 321 and encodes 106 amino acids. The record is from RefSeq and is a predicted model, not a curated record.